Macadamia integrifolia is the source of this 1042-nucleotide messenger RNA. Its product is annotated as nifU-like protein 1, chloroplastic. Gene Ontology annotation, cellular component: mitochondrion. The transcript has 3 exons. Gene Ontology annotation, biological process: iron-sulfur cluster assembly. The record is from RefSeq and is a predicted model, not a curated record. Bases 61 to 783 code for a protein of 240 amino acids. Gene Ontology annotation, molecular function: iron ion binding; iron-sulfur cluster binding. NCBI's taxonomy places the organism in Eukaryota, Viridiplantae, Streptophyta, Magnoliopsida, Proteales, Proteaceae.
ACAUCCUUUGUUUCCAGAUAGACUGCUCCGUAGGAGAGCAGAGGAAAACGAAACAUCAAAAUGGGGGUUUUGGCAGGCGCGAUUGGCCUCACCGUUGACCCGGCGUUUCUCCCCGUGAAACCCUGUGCUUGUACAUCCCACCUCCGGCGUACAACCUCAUCCUCCUUGGAUUCUUCUAGAGUACCUGAAGUACAUCCACAUGGAGGAGCGGUGGUAAUGGUCGCCACCCAUAGAUGGGCAUUCUUCAAUUUCAGUAACGCCCUAAACGCUUCCAGGCCUUGGAAAGGGAAAAUUAGGGCCAGUGGUUCUCCUGGUCUCUACUCUGCUGAAAUCUUUGAGCUCACAGCAGAGAACGUGAACUUGGUCCUCGAGGAUGUUCGACCUUAUCUUAUUGCCGAUGGAGGAAACGUCGAUGUUGUUUCCGUACAAGAUGGAGUCAUCUCUCUCAAGCUUCAAGGAGCAUGUGGGAGCUGUCCUAGCUCAACAACCACCAUGAAGAUGGGAAUAGAACGAGUGUUAAAGGAGAAAUUUGGAGAAGCAGUCAAAGAUAUUUGCCAGGUCUCUGAUGACCAGCAGAGUGAGACAACCGUUGAGACGGUGAAUGGUCAUCUUGAUAUACUAAGACCAGCCAUUAAGAGUUAUGGUGGGAGUGUUGAAGUACUAUCCAUUCAGGAAGGAGAUUGCUAUGUACGAUAUGCGGGGCCCGAGUCAAUUGGAUCAGGAAUCAAAGCAGCCAUCAAAGAGAGAUUCCCGGACAUUGUGAAUGUUGUUUUGGGCGACUAAUAUGCAGUCAAGAAAGUCUCUGGAGGCAUGGAGAGUUACAGGAUAAGGAAUCCAUGUAUGUGGAAGUGAGCUCACUUUCUUUUAAUAGUUUCACAUUUUGCCAUACAUGAUCUUUUAAAUCACAUGCAUCUUCGAAUGCAUAUAUAUUUUAUUUAUGUACGUAUAUAGGGCUUUGGCCUCUAUGUUACAUAAUGUAGAUACAAACAUAUGAUUUUAUGAUUGAUCAAGCAAGCCAAUGGGGUCUUUUUGUGGUGCUUCA